AUGACCUCCCUUAUGAAGUACCUCUGGGGCUCCAAUUCUUCCCAAGCCCCUCCACCUAAGCCUCAGUCUACAAUCGCAGAUAUAACCUUCCCCUCAGGCCUUUACAUCAUCCGCAACGUCGCCACAGGCACAGUAGUCGACCUCACCGGUGCUCACCGACAAGACGGCACCCCGGCUGUCGGCUGGCACUUCCACGACGCCAAACAUCAAAAAUGGCAAAUUGCCUCCGCAGGCCAUAACCAAUUCUUCAUCCUCAACGACGCAGCAGGGACAUACCUGACGGCUGACGCACAACCAACAGCGGGCGUAGUUCUAACCACCGGGAGCCUUGUAUCACCGACUAACAAGCGGGCGAGAUGGACACUUGAGUCUGCGGAGACGAAGCAUGCCUACAUUAUCCGCUCUGUAGCUGAUCCCUCCCGAGUCCUGGACCUCUCCUAUUCAGAUUCAAAGAAUGGAACCCCGAUCCUUAUCUACUCCGACCACGGAACGAAGAAUCAACAAUGGAUUCUCGAACAAUUGGAUGCCGCUCCCCCACCAGCUGUAGUCAAGAAUACUCCCGUCGGGGGGGAGGGUGGUACCCCUUUUGAAGAAUUCAAGUAUGUCCCUGUCAGGGUUGUAGAGACGUGGAGUGGAGAGGUGGAAGAUGAGACUGUUGUUCGGGGGUUGCGAUGGACUUGGGACGAUGGAAGUCAGAGCCAGCUUUAUGGUGCCGAUAAAGGAGACCAUCAGGUACUUGUUGUGCCGCUCGGAGGGAAGGUGAAGGAGAGCUCUGUUAGUUCAGGGAAGAGAGUCGAUUCGAUUGUUAUUGUGACGAAGGAUGGCAAGAAGUUUAAGGCGGGUGGUGAUGGGGGUAAGGAGCAUAAGCAGGAUGUUGGGGAUGGGGUGUUGGUCGGGUUUGAUGGGGCUUCUGGGUUGGAUGUUGAUCGUAUUGGAUUGAUCUUUUUGAAGAAGGAUGGAGACUAA
This is a messenger RNA of Aspergillus pseudotamarii, 966 nucleotides long. Its product is annotated as ricin B lectin domain-containing protein. The record is from RefSeq and is a predicted model, not a curated record. NCBI's taxonomy places the organism in Eukaryota, Fungi, Ascomycota, Eurotiomycetes, Eurotiales, Aspergillaceae. The coding region runs from base 1 to 966 and encodes 321 amino acids. The transcript has 4 exons.